AAAUCGGGAAAAGUCUUCCUUCUUCCCUCACUCACUCACUCACUCACACCGACUUUCUCCCUCCUCUUCGCACGAAUUCCUUCCUCCUCAGUCCUCAUCACUCCGAUGCACCACCGUACUGCUACCACCGUAUCGCCUCCCUUCCCCGUCAGUUUUCAUUGGUGUUGUUGUGAUUGUUGCUAUUAUUGCGGUGCUCUACUUCUCCUCUCUCAUUUCUGCUCUACUCUCGUCCUCCUCCGUCGCCACCAACAAUAGUCGAGGUCCCAUCGUCAACUUCACUUCAUCUUCAAUUGAGUAAUCUAUCUUAUCCUUUAUAAAUUGGUUGAUUGAAUUGAAAAAUUUGAAACCCCAAAUUAUAAAACCCUAACUUUCUACAAGACUACAGCUAAUAUAGUCAGAUUCAAAGCUCUACAAGACUACAGCUAAUCUGCUAUUGCUAAUUACAGAACAGCAACAACAACACCUAGACAACACUUUAAGAUCUACGACAUUUUAUUUUGGAGGGAAGCAGCAGGUUUAUUGGGGGGAAACCAACUAAAUUGAGCCAACAAACGGAAUGGAUGUCAGUUUUUGGACCACAUUAAAGGACGAAGAUGACAGCAGCAAUUGGAAUCAAUGACAGCAACCAGAAAGAUAAAAGUGAUAAAUGGUGUGGUUGAGUUUUUAAUGUUGACUGAAAAUGGUGGUUGAGGAUUCAGUGUUGGAGCAGAGAAUGGAGUAAAUGAGAAGAUGAAAGGGCGUUGGAUGUUUAAAUGUGGUUUGAUGUUAAAAGUGUGUGUGCACGCGUUAAUUUCCCUCCCAAAAUGAGCCAACAAACGGAAUGGAUGGCCGGAAAAGGUUAAUUUUGCUCGGAAUGUUGGAGUAAGGUCCCAUAUUUAAAACAAUUUUUUAAUUCAAGGUACUAUUUGACAAAAUUAAAAAUAUAAGGUACUAGCUCACAAACUGAGACAAAAACAAGGUUUCGAUUGAUUGCAAUAUGAAGAACAAAACCCCAAAAUCUGAACCAAGACUUCAAUACCCAACUCUCCCCGACGAUAUAAUAGUAGAUCAUAUUCUUCCGAAACUCCCGGUAAAAUCCCUAAUUCGCUUCCAAUCUGUUUCCAAUUAUUGGCACAAAACUAUUUCAAGUAACAAAUUCGCAAAAAAACACCUCGAAUUCUCGUCUUCUAACACUCGAACUAUCCUAUUUCAUAAUUCUGAAGAUUCCUAUUUCUUAGCUUAUGAUGAAUGUAGUAGUAGUUUGAAAGCUUUUGCUAAAUUGGAAUACAAACUCACCCCCGUGAAACCUCCAAUACCUCCUGAAUACGAGAUGUCCAACCUUACUUAUGAGGUGGGAUCUUGUAAUGGACUCGUUUUGUUAAGGGACUCCGAAGAUUGUUGCUUGUAUUUGUGGAACCCGGCAACGAAUGAAUGCUACGCUAUUAGUUUUCCUGAUGUUGUUUAUGAGUUUGAAGUUAGUCCGUUUUUGGGGUUUGGGAUAUAUCUUCCAUCAAUGACUAUAGGAUAGGGUGUUUCUUGUUCCAUGGCGUUGGUCAUGUAUAUGUUUAUUCCGUCAAGUCUGGGGAAUGGAAAAAAACAGCUACUUUAGAUUCGAAUCUUAAUUCUUCAAUGGCUUCACCACAUGCGACUGUGUGUGUUGAUGAUACUAUAUAUUGGCCCCCCAGAACAAUUAAAGAUGAUGAGAAAAGCAUUGUCGAGUUGAAUUUGGUUAGUGGGCAGAUGAAGAAGAACGCUGUGACGAAUUUGCUUAUUGGUUACAGCGAAGUGUAUAUGUAUCGGAUAAAAGGAUGCUUGUCAUUGUGUUGCAUGAAGUAUGUGAAUGGUGACUAUAACCGGCCUUUUUAUGAUAUUUGGAGGUUGAAGAAACAUGAUGAUGACUGGGGUUCUUGGGAGAAAAUAUUCUCUCUGAAUAUUAAAGGCAUGAUGAGACUUCUUUGGUUACACGAGACGGGAAAGUGUCUUGUACUAUACAAAGAAGGUCAACUUAUGCUACAUGAUCCAAGUCAACAUGAAAAAGAUAUUGAUGAUUUUGACACUCAAGAGAAUGAGCAAGAAUCAGAAGAAGAAGAAAGUCCUCUCGCUUAUGCUCAAGUUGUGGGGGAAUAUGCUGAGAGUCUCAUGUCGCCGUAUGGAAUCUUGUAUGAUUAUGACUCUCUACUCUCUAGAGAGUAAAGAACCUGAACCUGAACCUGAAUCUGAAUCUGAAUCUGAAUCUGAUGAAUCUGAAUCUGAAUCUGAAUCUGAUGAAUCUGAAUCUGAUGAAUCUACAUAGAGAGUUGAAGAAAGCAUCAAGCAUAAGUGUCAUUGUAAUAUUUAGUAAGUUUCUUCUGCCUCCAGCUUUUUGUGUUGCUCGACUGCUUAAGCCGCCUUAAGGGUGUAUGUUACAUGUACUAGCUACUACUAAGUACUAACCAGGAAUUACUGUGCUGCUUAUUACUCCAGUAAGAAUCGUUUGCUCUAAUUUGCUAUGUGAAACUAAUUGGUAAGUUGAUGGUGUUUAACCUUUAAGUACUAUCACUGUUUAGUAGUUCAUUUGUUGGUUCUUGGCUCUGUGUGCUUUUGUGACCAACAUAUUUGAAGAUCUCUCUUUGGAACUCUGUUGCAGAACAUUUGGCACUCGAUGCGUAACCUGAAUUCCUCAAGGCUUUGUUUGGUAGAGGGGAUUUGGGAGGAAAAGAAAGAAAAAGUUGUCAUUUAUAUUUCCUUUCUUUUCUCUUCAUUUCUUUUCCUUAAACUAAACACAGUAAAAUAAAUUAUCUUUCCCUUCCCUUCUUUUCCUUUCUUUUCCCUUGAUGACCAAGUAGGGCCGAAAUCAUUUUUACUGUUGGGCCGUCUGGUUAUGUGUUUUCCAUUGCUGACUACAGGAUUCCAUGUUUGUUGUAAUUUGUGUUUAAAGUAGUCUUUAUAUAUGGUGAGUUUUUAUUGUUCGGAA
Molecule: messenger RNA, 2932 nt
Organism: Spinacia oleracea (spinach)
Lineage: Eukaryota; Viridiplantae; Streptophyta; Magnoliopsida; Caryophyllales; Amaranthaceae
Exons: 3
Coding region: 1609-2172 (187 amino acids)
Source: RefSeq, a predicted model, not a curated record